Armigeres subalbatus is the source of this 4088-nucleotide messenger RNA. RefSeq names its product alpha-mannosidase 2 (gene alpha-Man-IIa). Lineage: Eukaryota; Metazoa; Arthropoda; Insecta; Diptera; Culicidae. Bases 99 to 3587 code for a protein of 1162 amino acids. Gene Ontology annotation, molecular function: carbohydrate binding; alpha-mannosidase activity. Gene Ontology annotation, biological process: mannose metabolic process; protein deglycosylation; N-glycan processing. The record is from RefSeq and is a predicted model, not a curated record. The transcript has 7 exons. Gene Ontology annotation, cellular component: Golgi membrane.
GACAUUUUCGAGUGUUUUUCUCGCGUUCGGUACAGUCGGGUUCGCGAAAUAUUGUUGGAUUAAUUUUCAUAAAAUACGGGUGAAAAAGGUGUUUUUCCAUGUUUUCCUUGAGUGAAAAAGUGAAAACGUUAACCCCUUUAUGCGAACAAAAAAUAUAUAGGCCAGCUAUGGUACGGAUUCGGCGGAAGUUUGUGCUGAUUAUGUCCGGGGUAACGCUUCUUGCGUUUCUGUUCCUGUACAUCAUUCUGAACCACUCGAUUCAAUCGCAAAAACCGAACGGUUUCAUGAUGUUGGAGGAUAAAAUCAAACAGCUGGAGUCAGGGCUGAACAAACACCGGCGAGAAUUCGGCGCAAUGAAACACCAAUUUGACACGAUCCGAUCAAAUGGACACCGAUCGAACUCCGUGGAUGGGGACGAAUACGGCGAGGAAUCUCGAUUGGAUAAGGUACCGGCAGUGGCCGCUCCUCUUUUGGGAAAUCGCGAAAUGAUCAAAGAUUCAGUAAUAAGUCCAAAUCGCGACACGGGAGGGACUUGCUCCCUACGAACCGAUAUCAUUCCCCAGCCUGACAUACAGAUGUUGGAUUUGUAUGACAAGGUUCCAUUUGAUAACAUUGACGGUGGACCGUGGAAGCAGGGCUGGAAGGUGACGUACGAUGAGAAACAGUGGAAUCAACACCACAAAUUGAAGGUGUUUGUGGUACCACAUUCACAUAAUGAUCCUGGGUGGAUUUAUACGUUCGAGGAGUAUUACGAACGACAGACGAAGGGUAUAUUUGCCAACAUGUUGAGGCAUCUGGAAGAGAAUCCCGGAAUGAAGUUUAUUUGGGCGGAGGUAAGCUACUUCGCGCGAUGGUACGACAAGCUGGCUAAUGAACAGAAGGAUAUUGUAAAGAAAUUACUAAAAAAUCGUCAAUUAGAAUUUGUAACUGGGGGCUGGGUUAUGCCCGAUGAAGCUAAUUCUCAUUGGUAUUCGGCUUUACUACAACUUACCGAAGGGCAGACUUGGUUGAAAACGCGUCUUAACGUUACCCCUACAUCGUCGUGGUCUAUUGAUCCCUUCGGCGAGUCUCCGUCCUUGACGUACAUCCUGAAAUAUUCCGGCUUCGACAAUCUUUUGAUUCAACGAACUCACUAUAUCGUGAAGAAAAACCUGGCCCUCAAAAAGCAGCUCGAAUUUCGCUGGCGUCAGUUAUGGGACACCACCGGCGAAACCGAUCUCCUGACCCACAUGAUGCCAUUCUAUUCGUACGACGUUCCGCACACGUGUGGCCCGGAUCCCAAAAUCUGCUGUCAGUUCGAUUUCAAACGGCUACCCCACUUCGGAGUGUACUGUCCGUGGCGAGUUCCGCCGCAGCCAAUCACCGACGAGAACGUUGCCAAACGAGCCGAACUGAUUGUCGAUCAGUGGCGUAAAAAGUCCGUUCUGUACAAAACUCGGAGCGUCCUGAUUCCACUUGGCGAUGACUUCCGAUACACGCAGAGCAAAGAAUGGGAGGCGCAACGCGUCAACUAUGAAAAACUGUUUGAGUACAUCAACAACGAUCCAUCCCUAAAUGUGGAAGCCAAAUUUGGCACGUUGCAGGAGUACUUCGAUUCCAUUCGAUCGGCCAGCAAAUUUGAGGACUUCCCAUCGCUCAGUGGCGAUUUCUUCACCUAUGCGGACGUGAAUGAGGACUACUGGAGUGGGUACUACACUUCGCGGCCAUACCACAAGCGACAGGAUCGCAUCCUGAUGAACUACAUCCGCUCGGCCGAUAUGCUGUAUGCGUGGAACCUGUGGGAGGAUAAGGACUGGCAAUCAUUGGCGGACAAGAUGGAGUAUGCCAGGCAGCAGUUGGCGCUGUUUCAGCACCAUGACGGAAUCACGGGUACGGCAGAGAAUCACGUGGUGGUCGACUAUGCCAACAGGAUGGCAACGGCAAUUGAGAACUGCAAGUUUGUGAUGCAGCAGGCCGUUUAUAGACUACUCACGAAACCAUCGGUCUAUCAAGCGGACCCGGCCUUCAGCUACCUGAGCAUCGACGAAUCACGGACAGUGGACGGCGGUGACACCUUCCGUCCCACGAUCAUCAUUGGCGAUGAGCUGCCGAUCAAGCACGUGGUAGUGCACAAUUCGCUUCCCUACCAGCGGCAGGAACUAGUCGAAGUCUAUAUUGGAAAGCCGUUCGUAACGGUGCAGGAUGCCCGCACUGGGCAAACCGUCCCCGCGCAGAUUGCUCCGGUGUGGUCAUGGCAUAUGCGACCGGAUGGAAGCAGCGCCCCGCAAGCUUCUAACACAAAGUUCCGACUGCUGUUCAAGGCAUCCGUCCCGCCGAUGGGGCUAGUUGUGUACACCAUCAAUUCCCGAAAUAAGGCAGAGCACAGCAGCCGUGUGACGUAUGCCAAAAUCUCUAUCAUGGCACCGGCUCCUUUUACAGUUAAUUUGAACGGGUACCCGGAAGAGCCAAAGUUUGGUCAACCACGUAAGAUUUCGCUGAAAGUAGGUGACGUGGGUCCAGGAGCGUCCUUCAACUCCAAUGGGUUGCUGAAGUCGAUCUCCAUUGAUUCUAUAUCGGUGCCAGUGCAUUUUGAAUUCCUCAAGUACGGUAUGCGUGUUUCUUCUGGCAAGAGUGGGGCAUAUCUGUUCCAUCCGGAUGGUCCGGCCACAAAAAUGAGGUCGGACGAUCCCGUGGUGUUGGUGGUGGAGGGACCGCUAGAGUCCAGCAUCACCACUGGGUUGCCAUUUGCCACACAUCAGACGGUUUUGCGCGAGGACGGGGCUGUGGAGAUUCGAAACUUGGUAGACAUUGGCUCAAGGGAGAACACGGAGAUUGUGAUGCGGGUAUCGACCAAUAUCGAAAGUGGAGAGUACUUCUACACGGAUCUGAAUGGGCUACAGAUUAUUAAGAGGAAGAGAUUCGACAAGUUGCCGUUGCAAGCCAACUACUAUCCGGUGCCGUCGUCGAUGUAUAUUCAAGACGAUAGUUGGCGGUUAACGAUUUUGAGCGGGCAGCCUCUGGGUGGUGCGUCACUGAAGGCGGGCGAGAUGGAAAUUAUGCAAGACAGACGACUUUCUCAAGAUGACGAUCGAGGUCUGGGUCACGGAGUGCUCGACAACCAGCCGGUGCUGCACCUCUUCCGAUUGGUACUGGAAAGCCGUGAAUCGUGUACCAAAUUGGACCCGGGCUAUCCAGCUGGAUUCCUUACACCGACGGCGUACGGAGAACUUCGGUCGCUGCUACACCCAUUGGAGAAGCUCAUUUUCAACGAGAACGAAUGGACGGGACUGCUGCCUAGCUUCGGGGCCGAUCAUGAACCCUUGGAAAAGGGUAUGGAGGUGGUGGCAAUGCGCAAUCUACCGCACGUGCGUGUCGGAAAGGACAAGCGGCCCUGCAUCGGGCUGGUGGUGCAUCGAACCAAUUUCGAAGACUGUGGUUCGGAGGCCAGCGGAGAAGGCAAUUUGAACAUAAAAAAACUGCUUGACCUGGACGACGGGCACGAGAUCUACGGGUCGGCCCUUACGCUGCUCCGCAAACAGGAACCCCUCCCAGCGGACGAUAUCAGCUUCUGUCCGAUGGACUCGAAGGCCUUCAUCAUUCAGCGGUAAAGCGGAAGGUAGCUGGGUGCGAGUUUAUGCUUAUUUAAGUCAGUUGUGAACCAUACGCGCUUCUUCGCCUGGAAAGGGACUAAUUUAUUAUAAGGAUUUUCAACAAUGUUGAUGUUUUACCUGACGAUCGACGUGUUUCUAGAAAGAUUUCGUUUCGAGUUGAGUGUGAUGAGUGGUGUGAUGAAUGUGUUUCGAUUACUUGAGUUCCAGAUUAAUGCUAGUGGGAAGUUCAGAUGCAUCAUUAUGAUACUUAAGUUAGAUGAAGCUGAAGUUGGAAUACCCUUAGAUAUUUAGCCCUACGGGAACUGCAAUUGAAUGUUGGGAUACGGAAUAUAAGAACGGGUGGACUAGACACAUUAGACUGCAUGAGAAUUGUAGCAGUAAAGCUACAAUGUAGGUAUUAUAUCUUUAGAUAUAAGGACACCGUAAAAUCAUCUAAACAAAACACAUUAAAAGGGCACACAAGCACUUAAGGGUAGAUUGUGCAUAUUGAUUGGACAA